AUGGCGUUGAAAACGACGCACAAUAAAAGCGGGACGACAACCAAAUCGAUUGUUGAUACAUUCGAACGGGAGUUGUUUUUACGUUUCGGAUACCCGAGGGCAUUAUUGUCAGAUAAUGGCCCGCAGUUUGUAUCCAAGGCAAUAGGAUUUGCACUCAGGUGGUGGGGAGUGGAAGGAUGGACAACUCCAAUAUACCACCCACGUGCCAACCAGGUAGAAAGGCAAAAUCAAGAGUUGAAGAAAGGGUUACGAACCUUACUCGUUGAUAAGCCGCACCAUCUGUGGGAUCUUUACCUGCCACACGUAUUAUUCUCUGUGAGAAGCCGAGAAAACCGAAACACCGGACAGUCCCCAGCCAAAUUGAUGUUUAGCCGGGAGAUCAGGGCCCCCAGAGAUUGGCAGCUUAGGCUGGUCGAAGCAUGUCCAGAUACGGGCCAAGGUGAUCCGGAAUUCUCCGAAGCAGAUCGGAAACCUUUGGUGGGAUUCGAUGACUCUCAGGUGGAACCGAAUGAUGCUCCGGUGGAAGAAGGGGGUCACUCGGUGGUUCCCAACCCUGAAGCCCCCAAUACCCAAAUACCCUCAGAAUCCCCGGGAAGGGCAUGUCUAUCAGUAGGGGAUUGGGUGUAUUACAAAACACAUCCGCAGUCAAGUACGGAGAAGCGGUUUCACGCGGCGUGGGGUUCGCCCCGAAAUGGUUAG
This is a messenger RNA of Sipha flava (yellow sugarcane aphid), 699 nucleotides long. RefSeq lists its product as uncharacterized. Lineage: Eukaryota; Metazoa; Arthropoda; Insecta; Hemiptera; Aphididae. The record is from RefSeq and is a predicted model, not a curated record. Gene Ontology annotation, molecular function: nucleic acid binding. Gene Ontology annotation, biological process: DNA integration. The coding region runs from base 1 to 699 and encodes 232 amino acids. The transcript is spliced from 2 exons.